Recurvomyces mirabilis is the source of this 2196-nucleotide messenger RNA. RefSeq lists its product as uncharacterized. NCBI's taxonomy places the organism in Eukaryota, Fungi, Ascomycota, Dothideomycetes, Mycosphaerellales, Teratosphaeriaceae. The transcript has a single exon. Gene Ontology annotation, molecular function: zinc ion binding; DNA binding; DNA-binding transcription factor activity, RNA polymerase II-specific. The record is from RefSeq and is a predicted model, not a curated record. Bases 1 to 2196 code for a protein of 731 amino acids. Gene Ontology annotation, biological process: DNA-templated transcription; regulation of DNA-templated transcription.
AUGGCAGACUCUGAGCUACGGAAGGCUGCCAAGCCUGGCAAGGCAUGUCUGGGCUGCUAUCGUCGCAAGCUGAAAUGCUCACAGGAGCAGACAGGUUGCACUAACUGCGUCAAGGCCAAUUUGCCCUGUGUGUUUCCUACGGCUGACCAGGGUGUCAAGCGCAAGCGAGGGCCCUAUAAGAAGGAUAAGCCACCUCGAGAACGUCAUCUGGAGCAUCUGGUCAAGUAUCUGAAGCCACAAGAUACCUCGACCGGAGCGGCCCAGUCUGGUAUGGACUCGACGACUGUGGGCGACUCCACGCUGCUCAAUGGGAAUGGGAAAAGCAGGAUUAAUCUUGCUCGUGUGCCGGCGGAUAAACCAUCAGCUUCCGAAGAUCUUGUCAAGGAUGCUCUUAUUGCCUUGACACAGACGUCCUUGGAUCAGGGACCAACGUUCGAUAGCAAAGACAGAGCCGAAUCACCCAUCUGUAUGUCUCAAGCUGUACCCGCCUGCGGGCCUCUCGAGGGACUUGAUCUGACACCUGCUCGUUUCGCACAGUACUGGCAGCUCUAUCAAGCUCGUGUGGACCCAGUGACGAAGCUGUUACAUUGUCCUACUCUGGCUUCGGCAUUCUUUAGCCAUGUCUCCGAGCUGAGCACACUGAGCCCGGACACGCAAACUCUGAUCUGUAGCAUUUGCUUUAUGGCAGUCGGAACAUGUACUGUGAAGGAGGCAGAAAAGCGUUUCGGUGAACCUCGUGAGAGUCUUUUGCGACGUUACAGCACGCUCGUCGAAUCCUCGUUCGCAGACGAUAGUGGUACGCCAAGCCUGGAGUCUCUACAAGCCCUCGUCUUGUACAUGAUUGGUAUUCGACGCAAGGACGACGCCACCUCGAUAUCAGCAUUAUUCGGUCUCGCAAGGCGAUUAGUUCAGCACCUGGAACUCAAUGAAGAUCCUGGCACGUCACAUAUCCCUCUGGAGGCUGAGCUACGCCGACGGCUGUGGUGGCAUUUGUGCUCGGUCGAGUUUCGAGCCGCAGAAGAGUCUAGUGUGCGCACGAAGAGCAUCAAGGACGGGUCAGGCGUUAGGCUACCAGGUAAUUACAGCGAUAUCGAUCUCAAUAUCACGACUGCAGAACCUCCGGAACCCUGUAUAGGCAGGUCUGACAUGACACCUGUCCUGCUGCGAUGGGAAUGCCAGAAUAUGGUUCAUGAACUCUGGAAGGCGAAGAGACCACAUAAUAUCGGCAGACUCGCGCUUACUCAACAGGAAAUCACGGCAGCGCAGACUCGCAUGUUCCGCCAGACAGAGGCCCGACUCGAGCGAGACUACGUGCGGUAUCUGCACAAAUCACGUCCGAUUGACUGGUGGGGACUCACAUACCACGAAUUACUAUUCGUCAAGGUCAGGAUGAUGAUUAAUCACCCUUUCAGCCAGGUUCCGACCAAAGACAUGAGUAGCCUAGAGCGCUCUCAGAUCCUGCAGUCAUCUGUAGCUAUUAUCAAUCUCACACACAGAAUGGUCACAGACCCGAGGGUAGAAGUAUGGCAUUGGUACGGUCGAGGCUAUGUACAAUGGCACUCACUUGCAAUCGUAGUGGCAGAACUCGGACGCAUCAAGAACAAAGUAUUCGCGAGCAGCGCAUGGGCUGUUCUAGAUCCCAUCCUGGCUGACUGGGAUACACUGUACAGUCAGAAGAAGGAGGAGCCUGCAUGGGUCCACGUCAAUGCAUUGAUCACGCGUGCGCGUCAGCUGCGUGAUGCAGAUGUCAGGCCUACGAAGGACAGCGGAAACACUGCCGAGCUAUCCUCUGAUCAUGCUACCAGCAUGACCAGUAAUCCAUCCAAACAAUCAAGACCCAGUGUCCCGAAUUCGUAUACUCCAGCUGGUUCCGACAUGUCGACAAACCAAAAAUUGACUGAUCCGGCGUUCCUGCCAGAUAUAUACGACCUGUCUGCGCCAGGCGCCUUAGCCUUUGCAGCACAGCAAGAAAUGACUCCUCUGUCUUUGCACGAACAGGACGGUCAUUACAGUGGAUUCUCUAUAGAUCCGCCCGCGUUCGACAUGGACAUGGACCUGGCAUCCUUCGAUCAGCUGGAUCACAUUGACUUCUCUGCGUUCGACGCGGUGUUUGGUGGAGACCUGUGGGACUUUGAGAACUUGCAAGGCGCAUUUGUGACACAUUGUCCAGACAUGAUGUCGUCGGGCUUGGCUUAA